CGUGGAAUGUAUGUAUAUCAAUCAUAUUGUAUUAAACUACUCGUUGGGGUACCAAAAGCGCCCAUUCUCGUCGAGACACCUGAAAUAAGAGGUUAGCCGUUGGCACCUUCAAAUAUGAUCAUCACAAAACAACAGUGAUUGAUUCCGUCAGACAUCCAAGGAAGGAUUCGCUCUCAUUUGUCCAGAAAAGGCUCUUUUAGGACUCGAGUGGAAACUUGGUGAUUGAUGUUGUGUGCGAGGUUUGCUGGAGGUUAGCAAGCAAGGCAAAUAUUUAUGCCCGGCGAAAACUGCUCUCGAAGAUUCUGCUUCUUCGCUUUGGCAGUUGUUUGUUUUGUCGUUCGGGUGGCCACAGUCAACGCUGAGUCGACCUUCCCGAACCAAUCCAGUCUCGCCUCGCUUGUUCGGAGCCACGAAACACUCGUGCGUAGGACGUGUGUAAACCAGUGCUGGCGCUCUGAAACCUGCGGCCGCGCUUGCGGCGACUCUAAGAAGCAAGUCGGAAUGGAAAGGUUUGGGAGGUGAGAAAUGAAGAAGAAUUUCGAGAUCGGUUGCUGCGCCGCGGUCA
Messenger RNA from Chaetomium fimeti, 565 nucleotides. RefSeq lists its product as uncharacterized. The transcript is spliced from 3 exons. The record is from RefSeq and is a predicted model, not a curated record. NCBI's taxonomy places the organism in Eukaryota, Fungi, Ascomycota, Sordariomycetes, Sordariales, Chaetomiaceae. The coding region runs from base 274 to 522 and encodes 82 amino acids.